Molecule: messenger RNA, 740 nt
Organism: Calliphora vicina (urban bluebottle blowfly)
Lineage: Eukaryota; Metazoa; Arthropoda; Insecta; Diptera; Calliphoridae
Gene: ND-B17
Product: NADH dehydrogenase (ubiquinone) B17 subunit
Exons: 4
Coding region: 113-598 (161 amino acids)
Biological process (GO): mitochondrial electron transport, NADH to ubiquinone
Source: RefSeq, a predicted model, not a curated record
UUGUAUAACAACUCUGUUUUUGUCAGCACAGUGUCAAUGUGACAUUUAAAACCAAACAGCUGUGCAUUUAAUUGUCAAUUUUUUUCUUAAGCGGGGCAAUAAUUAAAUAAAAAUGGCUUCGCCAACUGGUGGUGUUAAACCCAUGGCCAUUGCUGGUCGCAUGGUCAGAGAACGUGAGCGUUUGAUUGGCAUGAGCGAUGAAGAACGCACCUGGCGCAAACAAUGGUUAAAAGAUUUGGAACUCCAUCAUGAACCCAAGAAAGUACCUGCUUUAGAUAAAGAAUUCACCAAUCCCAUUAGACGCAUCUACAGAGCACCAUUGGAUGGUGUCUACAAAGCUUUAACGCCCGUCAUUGGCCAUAAUCGUGCUUGGACUGUGCGUUUCUGGACCGGCAAAGUUGCUUUAUUCGGCACUUUCAUUUAUGCUGCCACUUACUAUUUCAAAUACAAUCAAAACGAUUGGACCCGCAAAGGUGGCUGGCGUGUAAUAACUUCCCGCAAAGCUUGCAAUCCCGGUGAUGAGGGCUUCCCCAAACUAUCGGAACGUUCACAGCCAGGAGACUAUGCUGCCCGUGGUUUCAAACAAUCACCCAUAUAAACUCUGCAUCUUCUUUAUUUCUUUUUGCAACUAAAAAAAAUAUGCUUUUAAGUAAGGCAAACAAAACAAUUUAAUAACUUAAUCCUUAAGUCGAUAGAUAAAAUAGAGAAUGAAAAAAUAUACGGAGAAAUCUAAACAACAA